Molecule: messenger RNA, 1551 nt
Organism: Brassica oleracea var. oleracea
Lineage: Eukaryota; Viridiplantae; Streptophyta; Magnoliopsida; Brassicales; Brassicaceae
Product: serine/threonine-protein kinase At3g07070
Exons: 5
Coding region: 342-1496 (384 amino acids)
Biological process (GO): protein phosphorylation
Molecular function (GO): protein kinase activity; ATP binding
Source: RefSeq, a predicted model, not a curated record
GCGGUUUUAUAACAGAAAACAGCCUUCUCACAUCGUGUCCUGAGGUUGUCUUUGUCGUUCUUGCUUCAUCAUAAAAACAAUUUUCCUUCUUAAAAUCAUCUAAUAACGAAACCCAAUCUACGAAAAUCUGCAGAACUAAAUAAACGAGAGGAUUAAUAACCUGUUUCAAGUAUUGAUUGUUCUUGUAUUUUUUCUUGUAAAACCCAUCAGCAGCAAGCGAGAUAGACCCCAAGGAUAGUUACGCAAUGGAACAAUGGAAGUUUAUAGGAAUAAACUAGUGAUCCUCUGACCUCGGAAAACUACAAAACAAAGAACUAGCUUAGGUUUUAAACUUUGUAGAAAUGAGUUGUUUCUUGGGGUCAUCCACGCACAGCAAAAGUAGGGAGAAUGAAGGCUCAUCCAUGGUUGCUGCUUAUGAACAACAGAACCCUCAGUGGAAUGAUCGGGGACAAAUAACUUCAUGGGAAUCAGUGGCAAUUAGCAAAGAAUCACCAAUCAAUAUUGAGGCAAAGAGUUACACAUUCCGUGAAUUAGCGGCUGCUACAAAUAGUUUCAAGCAAGAGUUCUUGAUUGGAGAAGGAGGAUUCGGUAGAGUUUACAAAGGGAAGCUGGAGAAAACCGGACAGGUGGUGGCUGUGAAGCAACUUGAUAAAAAUAGAUUACAAGGGAACAGAGAGUUUCUGCUAGAGAUCUCUGCGUUAAGUACUCUUAAUCAUCCCAACCUUGUUGAUCUUAUUGGAUAUUGCCUUGACGGAGACCAAAGACUUCUUGUUUAUGAGUUUAUGCCUCUUGGUUCCCUUGAAGAUCAUCUCCUCGUUAAACCAGAUGUUGCACCGGGACAACAACCAUUGGAUUGGAACACUCGGUUAAGGAUAGUCUUAGGAGCUGCAAAAGGGCUUGAGUAUCUCCACGAAAAGGCAAACCCUCCGGUGAUAUAUCGAGAUUUUAAAUCGUCGAAUGUAUUGCUCAACAGAGAUUUCGAUGUAAAACUAUCAGAUUUUGGUUUGGCAAAACUUGGUUCGGUUGGUGACACACAAAAUGCAUCUUCCCGAGUUACGGGAACCUACGGUUAUUGUGCUCCUGAGUAUCAGAAAACCGGUCACCUAACGGUUAAAUCUGAUGUGUAUAGUUUUGGAGUCGUGUUGUUGGAACUCAUAACCGGUAAACGUGUUAUUGACACAACGAGACCGAGUCAUGAACAAAAUCUUAUUACUUGGGCACAACCGAUUUUCAGAAAACCAAAUAGAUUCCCGGAGCUAGCUGAUCCACUCCUUCGAGGCGAGUUCCCGGAAAAAAGUCUAAACCAAGCUAUAGCAGUAGCGGCAAUGUGUCUGCAUGAAGAACCAAUAGUUCGACCAUUAAUCAGCGAUGUCGUUACCGCCUUAAGUUUUAUGAGCACAGAAACCGAUUCAUCAUCUGGUUUCACCGGUAGCGUCCUGAAAUUUCAACCUUCGUCUGCUAAAAUUAAAACAGUGGAGGACCUGCUUCAAUAUUAGUCACCUCCAAGACAAAGAGAUGUGAACUUGCUACUAUAAAGACUUUUACAAAUCG